AUAGGUUAUGUCUAUUUUUGUGUAGUUUUAGGUUAGAUUUCUUAAAAUUGAAACUCCAGAAAUAUGAGAUGAAUACCAAAAAAAAUGCUUCAGAUAAUGUCCAUAAUAGCGGCUGCACAUUUAGUGUAUUGCCCUUUCACAAAAGUGGAAGAAAGUUUCAAUUUGCAAGCAACACAUGAUAUUCUAUACCACAGAUUCAAUCUUUCUCAAUAUGAUCAUCACGAUUUUCCUGGUGUUGUACCCAGAACCUUCAUAGGUCCGUUGUUUGUGUCUCUUUUAGCUUCUCCUCCAGUAGCAGUUCUUCAACUUUUUAAUCUUAACAAAUUCUGGUCUCAGUAUAUAGUUCGUGGAACAUUAGCCUUAUGUGUUCUCGUCAGUUUGAAUAUAUUAUGCAAAACUUUGGAGAAAUUAUUCGGAAAAAUAUGGUUGCAAUGGUUUGUAGCAAUAACUGUAACCCAGAGCCAUUUUAUGUUCUACUUGAGUAGGCCUCUACCAAAUAUUUUUGCUCUACCUUUAGUUUUAUUGGCAUUGAACAGUUGGUUAAAAAAUGAGGGCAAAAGCUUCAUAUUAUUCUCUGGAGCAGCUAUUAUAAUAUUUAGGGCAGAACUUGUUCUAUUUCUGGGCACUUUAUUAUUAUAUGACCUAUAUUUUGGAAGAAUUAGCAUCAAACAGUUAUUCCAAAUAGGAAUACCAGCAGGAUUGGGCUUCUUAGGAUUAUCGGUGGUCGUUGAUUCAAUAUUUUGGAAUAGACCUUUGUGGCCUGAAGGGGAAGUUUUAUGGUUUAACACAAUAUUGAAUAAGAGUUCAGACUAUGGGACUUCACCAUUUUUAUGGUAUUUCUACUCAGCUAUACCCAGAGGAAUGGCUGCUUCUCUUUUCCUUCUACCAAUUGGGUUGUACUUAGAUGAGCGAGUCAGAAAAAUCAUCUUACCAGCUCUCCUUUUUGUAUUUUUGUACUCAUUCCUACCUCACAAAGAGUUGAGAUUUAUAAUUUAUGUGUUUCCUGUUUUCAAUGUAGCUGUGGCAACUGCUUGUUUUAGAUUGUGGGAGAAUAGGAGUAAAUCAUUUUUUCAGUACCUUUUAUCUUUAGGUGUAGUUGGUCACCUAUGUGUCAACAUUGCAUUCACUCUCUUUUUAUUGUGUGUUUCUGGCACAAAUUAUCCAGGAGGAACUGCUAUAUCACAUCUUCAUCGUUUGGCAAGGGAUGAAGUAAAUGUUAGUGUGCAUAUAUCAAACUUGGCUGCUCAAACUGGGGUGUCUAGAUUCACUCAGAUAAAUGAUAACUGGAUAUAUUCCAAAAAAGAAAACCUUCUUCCUGGUUGUCAGGAAAUGUACGAAUAUACACAUAUCAUUGCGGAGGCAAAAAGCAAAUUCUCGACAAAUUUGAAACCUUAUACUUUUACCCAUGACGUCAUAGAUACUAUAGAAGCCUUUCACCAAGUUUCCUUCAAUUACCUGACCAUCCCACCUGUGAAAAUAAAAAUGAAGCCGGUGUUGUUCAUUUUGAAACGAAAAUCUAAUUUCAAAGACAUGUUGCAAAUGCGAAAUUUUUAUGAAAAUGAAGAUGAGCCACUGUCAGAAACUGACGAAGAACAAAGCAGCGCGAUCAGCUCGGAGGUAGUCACAGAAGUUGACAAUGGUGUGGAAAAUUCCAGGGAAGAGAGAACCAAUGAUGUGGCUUCUGAAGAACUUGAAUUAGAAACAAAUGGGUUGCCUGCAACGGGUUUGGAGUAUAGUCCUGAAAGAGAAGAUGAAACUGUAUUGGAAGUAGUAACGACAGAAAAGACACUUUCGAAGGUCGGAAAAGAAUUGAAGCACAAUGUAGAACCCGAAAGAGAAAGCACCCCGAAACAUACAAAAAAGAGAAAAGAAAAUUAUAUUGAUGAUGAAGAUACUGAUUCAAUUCAUUUCGAAAUUGAGCAAUCAAAAACCCAUAUUAAGAAAAAGAAGAAAUUACCAAAUGUAGAUAUCGAAGAAAGUACGAAAGUUAUUGAGGAUAAGGCGAAAAAGACGGUAGAUCAAAUUUAUGAAAACGCAGAUAUGAUCAAUGAUGAAUCAUCAGAUCAUACUGAGAAAAAAAUAGUAACGUUGGAAAUAGAAAUUGAGGAAACCGAAAAAUACAAAAAUGAUAAGCCAAUCUCAGAAGUUCACAGAGAAAAUGUGAAAAAACCCACCGUUGACGAUGAAACCACUAAUAUAGAAACUCCGAAGAAUAAAGCUUUUACUUCACAACUCGAUGAUGAAAUGAAUGGACAAAUUGAAACUCCCAAAGUUGAGAAUAUCCAAGGGAGCAUUCAAAAGAUUCCAUCGAAAGAAAAAUUUAAUUUCUCCCCGAAGAAGAAUAAUUUAGUCACCAGGUCGAAGCUGAAAAAUAAAUAUACACCCAUAGAAACAGAAAAAUCUAACGAGAAUAAACAGCAAGUUAAACGUAAUUUGAAGAAGUUGAUACAGAAAUAUCGUAGAAAAAAGGUCGAUGACGAAGAAACCACUGAUAAGCAUGUGAGUGAAGCAAACACCGAAAUAAAAGUUAAUCAAAUAAUUGAAGAUGAUAAUGUUAAACAGAAAGAAGAAGUCAAAAAGAUACAAAUUCAGAUAAUGGAUAUAAUCGAGAAUAACCCAAACAUUGCGAAUAAAGAUUUGAUCAAGGAGAAGCUCCAGAAGACCUUAAUUGAUGAACUGCUGAAAGUAAUUGAUGAAAAGGUGGUUGAGAAAACUGGAAAACAAAUGAGUGCCAAAGAUAAUGCCGAAACGAAAAAAUUAAUAGAAGCGAUCGAGCAAACAAAAAUCGAUGUUUCGAAAAUUCCAAUUGUCACACAAAAUGAAGAAAUGAAAGAUGUCGUGGAGAAUGAUAUGAAAAAUGCCAUCAGUACAAAGACGAACAAAGAAGAUAAAAUUAAAGAAGCUCAGCAGAAAAUAGAAGACAUUAUGAAUAUAAUUGAUGACAUUGUUGAUACUAUUGAAAUUCAAAGUGAUGAGUGAAGUCUAUGUAUUGUAUAUCAUUUUGUUAUUGCAAUAAAUUAUAUUACUUGUU
Molecule: messenger RNA, 3031 nt
Organism: Coccinella septempunctata (seven-spotted ladybird)
Lineage: Eukaryota; Metazoa; Arthropoda; Insecta; Coleoptera; Coccinellidae
Product: probable Dol-P-Man:Man(7)GlcNAc(2)-PP-Dol alpha-1,6-mannosyltransferase
Exons: 8
Coding region: 85-2979 (964 amino acids)
Biological process (GO): protein N-linked glycosylation
Cellular component (GO): endoplasmic reticulum membrane
Molecular function (GO): alpha-1,6-mannosyltransferase activity
Source: RefSeq, a predicted model, not a curated record